ACCAAGAGAUUUCUUACCUGUCUGCAUUAAAUAUUUGCUACUACAAUACAACUGACCCUCCCUCUCUCCCUCUCUCGUUUCUCUCUCUUAUUUGUUGUGGAAUAUAGACGACAGUGCAAUCUCAUUUAAUUACAGAAGAAACCAUUCACAUCUAUUACAUAAAGCACUUGCUCCUCAAACAAACCCUCUCCCUUCGGCAGAGGCCAAGCAUUCUUCGCCGACAAACCGCCGCUACGAAGGUUAUUUUUUUGAUUGAAACAUGAGUGGAACUCCUAAUAGAAGGCCCCAUGAAGAUGGGGGUAAUGGCACUGGCAGUACUGGUGGUAGUGUCAAUCACAGUCACCCCUCUGUUUUAAAGUAUCCACAUGAUGACCAGGGAACAUAUUCUGGUAUAGGUGGGAAGGUUGUUGUGUCAUCCAGGCAUGACUACCAUUCUCCCUAUGACAUGGGCCAGGAAGGUCGCAUGCCUAGGAAUGUACCGCGUAGCACUGAGUCUCGUGAUGCAGAGCGGAGGUCACCGUUGCUUCCUAAUAUGUUAUUUAGGGUGCCAACACCAAAUGAUUCACACUCUGAUCAUGUUGGUUCAGAGAGCAGGAUUGAGUUCAGGGAGGCAAAAGACAGCAUCAAGGAGAAUAAGGUCGAGAAUCGCAACAUGAAGUCUGAGUCCAGGGAGUUGCUGCAGACUGCCAAAUCUGAUAAAUAUGAUGGCAGAGGUGAUGAUAAUAAAGAACCAAAACAUGAAAGAGAUACAUACUCUGAGCCUAAGGGCUAUGAGAAGCUAGAUAAGGAUGUUUAUAGUGCAUCCAACAGCCAGUUGAAUUGGAAAGAUGUGAAAGAACAACAGCGUCUGAAACAAUAUCCUGAUGUCCCAGGAGGAAAUGCUGAAACCUGGCAAACAUCGCGAGGUAGCUUGCAUGGCCCAGCUGAUGCUGGUAAGGAAAGUUUACAUGUUGAUGACAAGGACUUUGCUGAAGCUCGUGAAGCAGUUGGGGAGAACAAGGUUGAUACAAAAGUUGAUGACAAGUUCAAAGACAAAGAUAGAAAGCGCAAAGAAGUGAAGCACUGGGAUUUGGGGGAAAGAGAUAAAGAAAGAAUUGAUCGCCGGAACACAUUGCAGCAUGGCAAUAACAGUAACGAAAACAAAGAUAUGGGAAGGGAGGAAAGAGAGUCUGAGAGGUGGGGAAUUGAAAAGAAAGAGCCUCAGAAAGAAAAGGAAAAAUUUAAUGAAAAGGAAAAAGAUAAUGUGAAGAAGGAGCUGUGGAAUGGUUCGGACAAAGAGGCUCCUCACAAUGAGAAGGAGCUCGUAGAAAUUCCGGGAAAAUCUAGUGAACAGGAAAACUCCACUUUAGAACUGAAGAAGAAAGAUCAUGAUAACUGGAAAAAUGUUGACAGGGAGGCAAGAGAGAAGAAGAAGGAACGGGAUGUUGAUGUAGAAUCAGAGAGACCUGAUAAACGCAGUAAGUAUCAUGAAAAAGAACUAGAAGACAGUAUGCAUGUUGACGGAGGCACUGAACGGGAAAGAGAAGUUUUCAGUUGUGGGGUUCAGCAGAGAAAAAGAAUGCUGCGGCCAAGAGGUAGUCCUCAACUUGGGAGUCGUGAUUCACGUUUUAGAUCUGGUGCCAAUGAUAAUGAAGGGUCACAAGGUAAAAUUGGUGUGUCCUGUGUUGUUUAUAAAAUUGGUGAGUGCAUGCAAGAACUCAUAAAAUUGUGGAAGGAAUAUGAAUCAUUGCAAGCUGAUAAAGCAUGUGAUGGCGCUCAGAAUGGCCCUACUUUAGAAAUUUGCAUACCAGCAGAACAUGUUACAGCUACUAAUCGCCAAGUGAGAGGUGGACAGCUUUGGGGCACUGAUGUGUACACGGUGGACUCUGAUUUGGUGGCUGUUCUUAUGCAUACAGGAUAUUGUCGCCCAACGGCUUCUCCCCCUCCAUCUGCUACUCAGGAGUUAAGGGCUACUAUCAGAGUGCUGCCACCACAAGAUUGUUAUAUUUCUACCCUGAGGAAUAAUGUCCGUUCGCGUGCAUGGGGUGCUGCGAUUGGUUGCAGUUAUCGUGUUGAGCGGUGUUGCAUCGUGAAGAAAGGAGGUGGGAUCAUUGAUCUUGAACCUUGUCUUACACAUUCAUCAACUAUGGAGCCUACUUUAGCUCCAGUUGCUGUGGAGCGCACAAUGACCACUAGAGCCGCAGCUUCGAAUGCAUUACGCCAGCAAAGGUUUGUGCGUGAAGUAACAAUUCAGUUCAACCUCUGCAUGGAGCCUUGGAUGAAGUACAGCAUCAGUGCUGUUGCUGACAAAGGUCUAAAAAAGUCCCUCUUUACAUCUGCACGCUUAAAGAAGGGAGAAGUGCUAUAUGUAGAGACUCAUUCUCGCAGGUAUGAACUUUGCUUUAAUGGAGAGAAGGUAUUAAAAACUGCAACAGCAUCUCAUGCACACGGAUCUGAAACUGGAAGACCUCAAACUAACAAUGCACAUUCCAUUAAUGGUGAGCGAAGUGCUGUGGACGGUGAAAGCACUGUUGCAGACAUAUUCCGUUGGUCUCGUUGUAAGCGUCCGCUUCCUCAGAAAAGUAUGCAGAGUAUUGGAAUUCCAUUGCCUCUUGAAAAUGUAGAGGUUUUGGAGGAUAAUCUGGAGUGGGAUGAGAUAUCGUGGUCGCAAACUGGUGCUUGGAUUGCUGGGAGGGAAUACCAUAUUGCUCGUGCACAUUUUCUUUCCCAAAGUUAGAUGCGGUGAUGUCUUUCGACUGGACAAACAGCAUGUAUUCCUGUUUCUUAGGGAAUUCAUAGACAGAACUUAAUGGUGUAGAUCACUAAUUUAAUCAAAUUAUACUUGAUACAGGAGAAUGGGGUUUGAGACUGAAUAGAUUGGCUAUGCUACUCUUGUUAUUUAUGAUGUUUGUCUUUUUAGAGCCA
This is a messenger RNA of Salvia miltiorrhiza (redroot sage), 2904 nucleotides long. RefSeq lists its product as uncharacterized. The record is from RefSeq and is a predicted model, not a curated record. Bases 260 to 2716 code for a protein of 818 amino acids. The transcript is spliced from 12 exons. Lineage: Eukaryota; Viridiplantae; Streptophyta; Magnoliopsida; Lamiales; Lamiaceae.